GUGGCGAUGCUACUAACCGGAAGUGGUGCAACCAACCAGCGUGGAAGGAGGCGGGUGGAUUUGCAACCAGCGAGAAGGGCCGCGUCGGUCUGUUGGAGAGCGCGCAGGGGGCUUAAAAAUUCGACCCAAGAGAGAGUCAGCUGUCUGCAUAUUCAGGUUUAGAAUUUUCCGCUUACCGUACUUUAAGGAUUUCCAACAGGUGAGUUGACCAAUGGCAGGGGACAGUACCAUGCAUUUGGCCACAGAGCGGUAUGGCUCCUGGGAGAGCUGGCAAUAUAUGGAAAAGGCUGGAUUGGUUCAGAGGAAGCGAAAUGAUGAGAAGAGAAGGUCAUGGUCAUUUAUUGAUGCCUUCACUAGUGUUUUCUUGCCCCAAGGCUACCCAGAGAGUGUCAGUGAGGACUAUUUAAGUUAUCAGCUGUGGGACACCGUGCAGGCCUUUGCCAGCAGCAUCACUGGCACCCUAGCCACGCAGGCCACAUUGCGUGGUGUUGGUGUUGGAAACAAGGAGGCUACCAUUACCGGGGCAACGAUUACAUGGAUCUUGAGGGAUGGGACUGGGAUGCUGGGAAGGAUUCUGUUUGCUUGGAAAAAAGGGACCAAGCUGGACUGUGAUGCCAAGAAGUGGAGGCUCUUUGCAGACGUCCUUAAUGACAUUGCCAUAUUCAUGGAGAUCGUAGCCCCAGCCUUCCCAGCAUGUUUCACCCUUAUCGUUUGCACAGCUGGAAUUUUUAAGUCUUUAGUGGGUGUAGCAGGAGGUGCCACAAGAGCUGCCCUCACGGUCCACCAGGCAAGGAGAGACAAUAUGGCAGAUGUUUCUGCAAAGGAUGGAAGCCAGGAGACUCUAGUUAAUCUGGCUGGUCUGCUUAUUAGCCUUCUCAUCAUUCCUCUUGUGGCUGACAACAUAAUAUUGACCUUUGUCCUCUACUUUUUCUUCACUGGCCUCCAUCUUUUCUCAAACUAUAAAGCGGUGUGUUCUGUGGUCAUGGAAACCCUCAACCAGGCCCGUCUCUCUAUCCUGACCUACCACUACUUGAAGGAAGGGUCUGUUCUUACACCCGUGGAAGCCAAUCAAAGGGAACCUGUGCUACCAAGUUUCAGAAGGAGGCUCGAGAUCCAGUUGGGAACCAAGCUUGGAAAUGUGGUGAGCAGCUUAUCUGACUUUGAAAAGGCACUGCAGGAUAACGGGAAGAAAUACAUCAUUGGGGUGGACAAGAGAAAAGGCAGAGUGCUGGUUUGCCUGAGUUCAGGUGCAGGGUCACUUGAUGAACUGCAGGCAGGAUUCCAUGCCUACGUUCUGUCGUUCUUCCUAGAACUGCAGGCCUCAGGCCCUGGACCAUACAAGGCAGCAAUUCAGAGGUGCAGAGACAUCGCUGUCUCAGCUGCCACUAAUGAUCAGCAUUGGAGACUGGUGACAGAGACACACAGAUUGGUUGACGUAGCCUUCCCCCAUUUCCAAGCCGCUCUGCAGAAGGCUGGCUGGCGCACUGACCACACGUUACUGGACUUUGAUGAGUGGCGAGUUGACUGGGCAGAAGGAAACCUCCAAAAGAAAGCCUUAUAAAAGUGCCAGAUGUAGAUAAAUGUAGAAAUUUGAAGGUCUUGCUCCUGUGCUGGCUUAGACUAGCUGCUACUCAAUUCACCUGAUUUUUUUUUUUUUUUUUUUUUAAUUAAAAGUUUAUUUUUUU
This is a messenger RNA of Erpetoichthys calabaricus (reedfish), 1685 nucleotides long. RefSeq names its product RUS family member 1 (gene rusf1). The record is from RefSeq and is a predicted model, not a curated record. The transcript is spliced from 15 exons. NCBI's taxonomy places the organism in Eukaryota, Metazoa, Chordata, Cladistia, Polypteriformes, Polypteridae. The coding region runs from base 212 to 1561 and encodes 449 amino acids.